AUGUCUGUGUUUUUAGGUACUUCAGCACAAUAUUCAUUAGCUACUAUUGAUCCAGAAAAGAUCAAAUUGGCAGAAAUUCAGUUUUCUUCAAUGGCUCAUACUUUUAAUAAAUUAUUAAGAACUUGUGAAUUAAAAUGUUUAGUACAUCAUUAUGGUGAAGGUGAAUUGACAAAAGGAGAAAGUGAGUGUAUAGAUAGAUGUGUUUCAAAAUAUGUUAAAGCAAAUUUGGUGGUUGGUGAACAUUUUCAAAGUUUAAGAGUUGAUCCAUUUAGAUCUAUGCCAGAAUAUAAAUAUAUAAAUAAUAAAUUACAAGAUAUACAGUGA
This is a messenger RNA of Insectozyma verbasci, 324 nucleotides long. NCBI's taxonomy places the organism in Eukaryota, Fungi, Ascomycota, Pichiomycetes, Serinales, Debaryomycetaceae. The record is from the annotation of a GenBank genome assembly.